Moesziomyces antarcticus is the source of this 1749-nucleotide messenger RNA. RefSeq lists its product as uncharacterized. The transcript has a single exon. Lineage: Eukaryota; Fungi; Basidiomycota; Ustilaginomycetes; Ustilaginales; Ustilaginaceae. The record is from RefSeq and is a predicted model, not a curated record. Bases 1 to 1749 code for a protein of 582 amino acids.
AUGCGGCGUCGAGGGUGUGGUGGAGAGCUUCAUUUGUUGGUUAGCCCCACCAAUCGCAUCCUGAUGAAGCUCGGUCAGUCGGUGGGCGUCUCCGUGGCCUUUAUUAGCGCAGCCGUACGAGCGAGCCCCCCUUGGCAUCCCGCUUCCACUAUCCACGAUCUUCUCUCUCCGCAUGCGCUGCAGUAUGAGGGCUCAACUCACGCUCAACAUGGCGAAGCUGCUGGCUUUGCUGCUGGUGAUCACGCCGAUCUUCUUGGCCCUCGAGACGAACGCCACACAAGCUGGAAUGCCUCACCUGCAUCCACGAAUGGUCAAGUGAGUACAUCCCGCUCUGCUGGUGGUCUGAUAGCUUUGUGGCAAGUUACUGACGUAAUAACGAUGGCUAUCAUGGGUACGGACAGACACCGCAAGAUGGAGGCGAGGAGCCUCAUGUCGUGGCUGACAAAGAUCUCGAGCAAGGCUUCCGACUGGAUGUGGGGAAGCGUUCCCAACCCGGUCAAGGACAGCAGCCGCAUCCCCAAGCCGGUGCCCGGAGGACCGGACGUCAUGCCAAAGAUGCCCUACCCCUAUGCCACGGGCAUGAUCCCUCGUCUGGCCAGCGAGACCAUGGCUGGCAACGGUCUGCCCGGUGGCUGGAUGUGCGUGCACGUCAGCCCUCCUGCCGAGAAGCACGCUGAAGCUGCCGAUCAGGGUGCUGGCGCUGGCGGUGCUGGUGUUGCUGGCGCCGGCGCUGGUGCUGGUGUAGGUGCUGGUGUAGGUGCUGGUGUAGGUGCUGGUGUAGGUGCUGGUGGCGCUGGCGCAGGUGCGGGUGCAGAUUACGGAGGUGCUGGCGCCGGCUCCGGCGCUGGUGCAAGCUCGGGUGCUGUCUACGGAGGUGCAGGUGCUGGCGCGGGUGCCGGCCCUGUCUACGGAGGUGCUGGUGCUGGUACCGGCCCUGUCUAUGGAGGUGCUGGUGCUGGUGCAGGUCCUGUCUACGGAGGCGCUGGCGCUGGUGCUGGUAACGGUCCUGUCUAUGGAGGUGCAGGUGCUGGCGCUGGUGCUGAAGCUGGUGCCGGUCCUGUCUAUGGAGGUGCUGGUGCGGGUGCCAGCGCUGGUGCAGGUGCCGGCCCUGUCUACGGAGGCGCUGGCGCUGGUGCUGGUGCAGGUCCUGUCUACGGAGGCGCUGGCGCUGGUGCAGGUGCCGGCCCUGUCUACGGAGGUGCUGGCGCUGGCGCAGGCGCAGGUGCUGGUGCAGGCGCGGGUGCCGGCGCUGGUGCUGGUGCUGGCGCUGGAGGUGUUCCUCCUGGCUACAUCCAGUACAACGGCCAGCUGAUGACGAUAGAUCAGUACCAGCAAGUCAUCAAUGGUGCCGGUGCUGGUGCCGGUGCUGGUGCCGGUGCUGGUGCCGGUGGUCUCCAGCGUCGCGACCUGUACUCGUACGACGUGGGCAGCCUUCUUAUCGACAACAUGCUUCACAAGCGCCAAGACGCCGCCGAGCCGGCCAAGGCGCCAGCCAAGGUGCUCAUGUGCAUCAAUGGCGAUCCCGACGUGCCUGCGAUCAAGUUCAACACGAUGACUGGGCUUCGCAUCCGCGACGCCUCGGCGCAGCAGGACGGCGUGGUGCAGGUGACGAACCUGCCCAACUACCAGACGCCCUGGAUGCCCUUCCUCCCCACCGCCGACAUGUGGGCCGAACAGCAAACACUCAUGAUCGAACAGGAAAAGAUCAUCGAGACCAACAUGACCACCACCCCUCCUCCUUCGUCCUAG